ACGCUUGUCCGUUCCGAGAGCGACGACUUCGUUUCAGAGCGGAAUCAAGCAGUCGAGGGUCACGCCGGUGCUCGCAGAUUUAGAAACACUGUCAGCCGUGCAAGCGCGCGCAGCACGGAAGUAUCGCUUUACCAGAGGCGUGUUACCGACAUCUGUUUGCGGGGAAGCCGUGUUUCCGUCGCCUUUCAGAGGAAUGCGCGUGUAAAAAAAAAAAAAAAAAGGAAAAAAAAAAGAAGAAAAAAAAAGGCAGCUCUCCCCGUAUCCGCGUGUUCACCUGCACAAGCGCGAGCUCUGAUUAUUAUUGUUUUAGAGGAGAACUGUGAGGAAUCCUGUCGCGUGCGUCAUCUACAGCGGGGAUUGCGUUUGUUUAGCGCGUGAGCGUGGAGUGCAAGUGAUCAUCCCGUUGCUCAUCCGAGGAGCGACGCGGUAACCUAACGUCGGCACCGGGGAUUGCUUCAUCAACAGCGGAGAAACUAAACCUCCCGUUCCAUUUCUCCACUUCAGAGGGAAAAAACUGUACAAGACAAACCGGGGAAAAUGCCGCUCGCGCAGCUUGCAGAGCCAUGGCCCAAAAUGGAGCUGGUGCAGCUGGAGACGGAGAAUGGACAAAGCACAGCUGAAGAUGGAGUCACUCCAGGGGUCAAGAAAGUGUGUGACAUCACGUGGGUGGAGAAGGACUUUGCCAAUAUUAACAGGAAGGAAGAUGAUGUCAUCAAAGAGAUCAACAUCACGCAUGUGGUCAAGGAGGGGGCAGAGAAGGCGGACCCCUCGCAGUUCGAGCUGCUCAAGGUGCUUGGACAGGGCUCCUUCGGGAAGGUGUUUCUGGUGCGGAAGGUGACACCGCCUGACAGCAAUCAGCUCUAUGCCAUGAAGGUUCUCAAGAAGGCCACACUUAAAGUGCGUGAUCGUGUCCGGACUAAAAUGGAGCGAAACAUCCUCGCAGAAGUCAACCACCCAUUUGUAGUCAAACUGCACUAUGCCUUUCAGACAGAGGGGAAGCUAUAUUUGAUUCUGGAUUUUCUGCGGGGAGGUGAUCUCUUCACCAGACUGUCAAAAGAGGUUAUGUUCACGGAAGAAGACGUGAAGUUCUACCUGGCAGAACUGGCUCUGGGUCUGGAUCAUCUGCACGGCCUUGGCAUCAUCUACAGAGAUCUAAAACCUGAAAACAUCCUGUUAGAUGAAGAGGGGCACAUCAAACUCACAGAUUUUGGGUUGUGUAAGGAAUCCAUAGACCAUGAGAAGAAGGCCUACUCCUUCUGUGGGACGGUGGAGUACAUGGCCCCCGAGGUGGUGAACAGGCAGGGCCACAUCCACAGCGCCGACUGGUGGUCAUUCGGGGUACUAAUGUUUGAAAUGCUCACAGGAUCUCUGCCAUUCCAAGGGAAGGACCGUAAGGAAACAAUGAACCUCAUCCUGAAGGCACGGUUAGGGAUGCCCCAGUUUCUAAGCGCUGAAGCUCAGAGUCUGCUAAGAGCACUGUUCAAGAGGAACCCCACCAACAGACUAGGCUCUGGGCCAGACGGUGCUGAGGAGAUCAAACGUCACUCCUUCUUCUCAACCAUUGACUGGAAUAAACUUUUUCGUCGAGAGAUCAAGCCACCAUUUAAACCAGCCGUGGCUCGACCAGACGACACCUUCUACUUCGACUCGGAGUUCACCUCCCGCACCCCCAAAGACUCCCCCGGUGUUCCCCCAAGUGCCGGAGCUCAUCAGCUCUUCCGUGGCUUCAGUUUCGUGGCCACGGCGCUGCUGGAAGAGGAGGGCACAGAGGAGCCGGCUCAGCCCCCUCCCCACCCUGUGGUCCAGCAGCUGCAUGGUAAGAACACUGUGUUCAACGAUGGCUAUAUGCUAAAGGAGGAUAUCGGCAUGGGAUCUUUCUCUGUGUGCAAGCGUUGCAUUCAUAAAGCCACCAACACGGAAUACGCAGUCAAGGUCAUCGAUAAAACAAACACAGAUCCUUCAGAAGAGAUUGAGAUUCUGUUGCGGUACGGCCAGCAUCCCAACAUCAUCACAUUGAAAGAUGUGUAUGAUAAUGGAAAGUUGGUUUUCCUGGUGACGGAGCUGAUGCGAGGCGGUGAGCUGCUUGAUCGAAUCCUCAAACAGAAAUUCUUCUCUGAGAGAGAAGCCAGCGCUGUGCUGCACACCAUCACCAAGACUGUGGAGUAUCUGCACUCUCAGGGGGUAGUACACAGAGACCUGAAGCCCAGUAACAUUCUGUAUGUUGAUGAAUCUGGAAAUCCAGAGUCUCUGCGGAUCUGUGACUUCGGUUUCGCUAAACAGCUCCGUGCAGACAACGGCCUCCUGAUGACUCCCUGCUACACGGCUAACUUUGUCGCUCCUGAGGUGUUGAAGAGGCAGGGUUAUGAUGAGGCGUGUGACAUUUGGAGCUUGGGAGUGUUGCUGUACACCAUGUUAGCAGGUUUCACUCCUUUUGCUAAUGGUCCAGAGGACACGCCAGAGGAGAUCCUGGGCAGGAUAGGAAACGGACAUUUCACGCUGACGGGGGGCAACUGGGACGCGGUGUCUGACGCAGCCAAGGAUCUGGUGUCUAAGAUGCUGCAUGUGGACCCACAUCAGAGACUAACAGCAAGGCAGGUGCUCAAACACCCAUGGAUUGUGCAGAGAGAUCAGCUACCCAACAGCCAGCUGCAGCACCAGGAUGCCAAGCUCGUCAAGGGGGCAAUGGCUGCCACCUACUCAGCCCUGAAGAGUUCCCAGCCAACCCCUGAACUCAAACCCAUUGAGUCCUCAUUUCUCGCCCAGAGACGUGUGAAAAAGCUACCCUCCACCUCUCUGUAGAUACACAGAGAGCACUAUGGAGAGAGAAGGAGAGCACCACUGAACGGAACAAAAGCAGUACUGUAUGAAAUCCUCUCUGAAGCUCUGUGGACUGAAAACGCUCUCUUCACCUCGCACGUGCCAUCAGCAGGCUCACGGAGCUUAGACAAGCUGUCAAUCAGAGUAAACAGUGGCUGUGAUUGGCAGAUGGAGAUUGGAGUGCUGGGAUUUCAGUGUUCCAUAAAGAUGUGUAUGUGUUUGUCCGUGUGUGUGUGUCCGUGUGUGUGUAGGAGAGUGCCAGAUAGAGAUACAGGCUCCUAUUAGGAAGCAGUCAGUAUUGGUGGCCUGUUUGUGGUCCUGCUGUUCUGUUUCUUUCAUUUCUGUUUAUUUGUCUAUGAUGUGGGUUUUUCCUGUACGCUUGCUUUGUUUAAUGUAAAUGGCUAAAUCAGUUUGAUCAUGACAACGAGUCUGGAACACAAAGAGACUAUACACAGACUGGGAAUGUUUGAAACCUUUUUUUUGUAUAUCUACUGCUAUGGAUAUACAAGCAUGAGAGUUGAGACUCUGACCAAGUGCAUUAUGGGUACCGGGGGUAGUUUUGCAUGACUGCUGAAGUGUAAAAUGCUGUGUUGUUGCUUCUCCAUGCCGCACAUUGCUUUGUGACGCACUUUUGCACAGGGUUCGGGCUGUUCCAGUGUGUUUCCUUGCUUUUUUAAUUGUAUGAAAACAGGAUGAUGAUGACGAUGAUGAUGAAUAAUUAAAUCUCCCAAGCUGAGGCUCUGUAGUGGCAUGCUAAAGUCUUGUAUUCUUUGACGCUGUGAUUUUUCUGGUUAUUGACUGCUGUCAUCUGUGUUUUCAUCGUUGGUUGGUUGCUUAUGAUUCUGUUGUUCAUUUUUUGUUCAUUCCGUCAAAGAAAAGUAAAAUAAUUUUAUAAAAGCAUGCUGAGCACAAUUGAGAAAAAGGCCAGAGAAGUGACUGCAGGUCUCUUUUUUUUUUUUUUUUUUUUUUUUUUUUAAAUAAUCUGUUCCUUUUGUGUUCAGAUGCUAGUCGUGUAUGGAUUGGUAAUUAGCUGUCGCACACACUUUUGAAAAAGAGGCUUCCUUCCCAGACUCAAGUAUCUGAACUUGUAUCUGAGUCUCUGAUGAUCUCAGAUGAGCUGCAAAGCUGCAGUGACAGUCACCAAACAAAAGACAUUGAAAAAAAGGCGUUGCUAACUCCUCCCACCUCUCCUCGUUUUCUGCUAAAUGUAGACACCCACAGGCAUAAACACACACUGACUUUAGGAAGGACAUGCAUGCUGUCAGAUUCUAUAUUUUGACACAGACAUUUUCAAAAUCAUCAUCUGCCUACUGCUACAGUGUUGAAACAGUCUGAAAAUAGUCUGAAAACGAUUCACAGGUUUAGCUGUCAUUUUGACCAGGCACGAGGGAGAGUUUGCUCACAGACACAUAUUUUCACAUUUUGCAUAUUUGAUACACAUUUUCCAAAAACAUUAAUUUAGGUUGUUAGAUUUCUCCCAGAAAAGUGCAUAGUUAAAUUGAAUCAUUUAGGAGUGAUUCAAUAUGAAAUAUUAUAUAAUGAAGCAAAUGGCUCAGAUUGAAAAUUUAAAUAAUGAAUCACUAUAAAAUUGGUUCAGUUUAGGUAAUGAAUGACUUCUGUAUGACUCCCUUAUGAGCCUCUUACAAAUAGCUGUUUGCUUUUCAUACUGAAUUGCUUAUCACUAAAUGACUCAACUGAUUCAGUGAAUCACUAGCAAAAGACACAAUUAGAUGUAGAUAUUGAAUCACUCUUUAACAACUUUGUGGUCAUUAUACUUAAAUGAAAGAGCAGUGUGAGACAGAGCAGUGUGUGACAGCUGGUGGUGUUUCAGGGCAGAGUAACUAUGUGAAGCUCCUUUGUUCUGUAUAUGUUGUUAAAGUAUAUUAUAUAUAUAUAUUUUCCUGUGUUCAGAAGAGAUUUGUUUCUGAAAUUUGGUCUAAAACUUAUUUCCUUCUAUAUGCUUCAGAGAUUUGAUCUAAUGUGGCACUUGCUUUCUUCAUGUCUUCUGGAAAAAAAAGGCUAAAAUGUCUCUUUCUUUACUUUUGGAAAGAUGGGGAUUUAUUUGAUGUGGGCUGCUGAAAUAGGUUGUAACACUGAUCCUGGGGGGUGUAAGGUGCUUUUCUGUGUGUGUUUGUACGCGUGUGCACGUGUUGUUGGGAUAACCGUCUUCUAGAGUGUAUGUUCUUGUUCUUUGAAGAACCAGAGUCAGGCCUGUGUUCGGUUCCUGAUGCCUUUCUAUUAAACUCAGUUUUUCUGCCCUCCACUUUGUCUGUCCCUGUUUCUGCUUCUGCUUCUGUUGCCUUUCUGUGGCUCAAACUUGUACAUGGAGUCACAUGGUAUAAUCUGCUCUACCAUAUGUGAAUCCAUGUUGCAUGUAGCCUGCUCUUUCUUCAUUUUAGUGAUUGUGUUGCAAUUAACCAGAAAAAAGUAUAAAAAUUAAGAAGAAAAAAUAUAGCCUUCCAGCACUUCCUGAGACAAACCAAAGGAAGAGAAAAUACACAGAUAGUAAAGCACAGGAUAAGACUUCACAUUUAUCAGCACAUUUUGAUAUUUAGUCCUGUUUUUACUCAUUUGGUGCUUUUAUCCAGUCUGAUUUAGCACGAAAUCAUACAGUUCCUUACAGUUCAACAACUUGAUGAUUUUGCCCAUUGCUGGACUCAGGAUUUGAACAUUAUGUGCCAUCACUUUUAAACAAACCAAACUGUUGUUUAUUCACAUUUGAUAUGAACUCCUCAGAACAGAGACCAAGUGGCUAAGGGACUUCUGAAAAAAUCGCCUCAAAACCAAAAUGUCUGUCUGCUAUUUCUACUUACAUCCCAAAUGGAUGAGUGCAAAUUUAAAAUAGUGUGCAUAUUUAGCUCUGGUACACAUUAAAGGAAAACUCUUGCAUUUUAAACAUCUUUAAUCUACCACAGCUGUAUAAUGUAAUGGAUGAGGGUUUUGAAAACUUUCCCUUUACUCAAAAUUCUCAUAAUGAAAGUCUAAGGCAGGGGUUGGCAACUGGCAGACUGUGGUCCAGAUGUGGAUCCAGUAUUUCAGCAGACUGAACUGAGCACUUAAAACAAAUACUAUAGCAGAGCCAAUAAACAUAGCUCAGCGCCUGUUUUCUAACAAUGAACCAUGUACUUAUGUAACUUAUUUAGCUGAAGGCAGCUCAUUGGACCAGAGACUAGCUACAGGGCUUAAAGACAUUAGCUCAGAAAGGGGGAGUUUUCACAGACUUUCAUAGAUUUUUCAUUUUAUUUAACUCUGGUCUGAAUGGCGAACUGAUGACAUGGUUAAAAAAGUCUAUUAUGAAAACAAUGUUUGAAAGUGACUGGACAGAGAAAUGUGUUUAUUCUCCCAGAUUCAAAUUCAAAACAGACGUCUCAUCUGUUCAGGGUCUGUGGCUCUAGUCAAUAUGAUAUCACGGAAGUGCCAGUGCCAAAUCAAAACAAAUACUUCAAAUUGUCUUAUUUAUUGCCAUAAGCUAAUCAACACUCAGCCAUGUUUGUUGCUUAUCCAGAUGUUUCUAAGCAAGGAAUUGUAUGUAACUGGACCUUUAUAAAUUUUAGUUGAAUACUCCUGAUCUAAGGGCACUUGUUGAAAUCUGUCAGUAAACAUUUUUGUAGAUAAAUGAAAGAAUGUAUUUUAAAGGUGUUUGUGUUUAAAUGAAGCUCUAAAUUUGGGUAAUUUUCAUUUUAAAGAUAGGAAUGCCUUUUCAUGUGAAAAGAUGGGAUCAUGCAUAGACAAUCAAAAAAAAAAAAACUUUUGGAAUAACAAGUAACCAUAAACUGGCAACUUCAUGUAUAGACACUAUAUAAUACCUAUCCAUCACACCCAUAUGUGGUUCUUCCUCAGACUGUUGCCACACAAUUGUCUAGAAUGUCUGUGUGCUGUAGCAUUACAAUUUCCCUUCAAUGCCCCUGUGCACAAUGCGAGCUCCAUGAAGACAUUGUUUGUCAAGGUUUGAACUCGAGUGUUGUGCACAGAACCCUGACCUCAACCCCACUGAACACCUUUGGGUUGAACUGGAACACUGACUGCACCCCAGACCUCCUCACCAACAUCAGUGCCUGACCUCACUAAUGCAGUUGGGGCUGAAUGGACAAAUAUCUACAGCCACACUCCAAAAUCUAGUGGAAAGCCUUCCCAGAAGAGUGGAGCUUAUUAUAACAGCAAUGAUGGACUAAAUCUGGAAUGGGAUGUUCAACAAGGACAUAUGGGUGUGAUGGUCAGGUGUCCACAUACUUUUGGCCAUAUAGUGUAGCUUUCCAUAUGAAUAUAAAGUGCUUCAAUUUUCUUCUAGCUGAAUUUGUAUUGGAAAAAAAGCACAAUUCAGACCCAAAAUGCUAAAAUUGGUGGCAAAAGGCAAAAAAAAAAAAAUCCAGUUUCAGUUUCUGAUGACUCUGAAUUAACUCUGUAUCCCUUUAA
Messenger RNA from Pangasianodon hypophthalmus (striped catfish), 7230 nucleotides. It is a transcript of the gene rps6ka1, whose product is annotated as ribosomal protein S6 kinase a, polypeptide 1. The record is from RefSeq and is a predicted model, not a curated record. Gene Ontology annotation, biological process: protein phosphorylation; positive regulation of DNA-templated transcription; intracellular signal transduction. Lineage: Eukaryota; Metazoa; Chordata; Actinopteri; Siluriformes; Pangasiidae. The coding region runs from base 538 to 2799 and encodes 753 amino acids. Gene Ontology annotation, molecular function: ATP binding; magnesium ion binding; ribosomal protein S6 kinase activity. The transcript is spliced from 23 exons.